AUGUCUGCUCCCAUCCGUUACGCUCUUCCUCAACGACCCGCCACUGUUGCGGUCAUUGGUAUUGCUGCCUACUACUUUGGCCGCGAGAAUCCCAGCUUCGCCAACGUGUUUGGAGGCACUGCCAACCUGGACAAGUGGUUCUACAUCAUCGCAAAGCUCCACGCUGCCGAGGCCGCCGCCAUGCUUGUCUACUCGCUCUACCGCGGCGCUGAUCUGAUCACCAGCAUCAAGUACACCCUGACCCAAUUGGUCGUCGGCUUCCCUACCUACUUCCAGUUCAAGAAGCUCAACAACUAA
Molecule: messenger RNA, 297 nt
Organism: Sporisorium graminicola
Lineage: Eukaryota; Fungi; Basidiomycota; Ustilaginomycetes; Ustilaginales; Ustilaginaceae
Exons: 2
Coding region: 1-297 (98 amino acids)
Source: RefSeq, a predicted model, not a curated record